Messenger RNA from Lynx canadensis (Canada lynx), 362 nucleotides. RefSeq names its product serine peptidase inhibitor Kazal type 9 (gene SPINK9). The record is from RefSeq and is a predicted model, not a curated record. The coding region runs from base 1 to 258 and encodes 85 amino acids. The transcript has 4 exons. Gene Ontology annotation, molecular function: protein binding. NCBI's taxonomy places the organism in Eukaryota, Metazoa, Chordata, Mammalia, Carnivora, Felidae.
AUGAAAGCAACAGCCUUUGUCCUGCUCUUGGCUUUGGCUUUGACAUCCAUCUUCAAUGUAGAAUGUGCCACAGGCCCUCAACAGGUUGACUGCAGUAAAUAUGAGAAGUUCCCACGGAGAGAAGAGGGAUUUUGUUAUGAAAUAUAUGCACCAAUUUGUGGAUCUGACGGCAAAACUUAUGCCAAUGAUUGCUUCUUUUGUUCUGAAGUUCGGAAAACUAACAACAAACUGAAAUUUGUACAUUUUGGCAAGUGUUGAAUCUAUCUUCUGAUUCCAAGGCACAUGAAACAUAUUUCUUCUCCCAUAUAACCUAUGCCAUACUGCCUAAUCUUGUCACCAGUGUGUCUUGAUUUCUUUGAGAA